AUGGCAUUCAUCGCUUCGAAAAUAAGCUGGACCUUUCCUUACGGUGGUCCUACUAAUUCGACACUUCCAGCAUCCUAUACUUACAACACCACCCGAUACGCUAUCGAAGAGUACCUAUCGACACACCAGAGCGAUACUGAUGCACCAAGAUAUAUGCACGGCGAAGACAUUGUCCAGUCCUCUUGGUCUGGCAUCGACACUACUGAGGGCCUAAUCCUGGGCGUUUACUGUCUUACAUGCCCUGUGCAAGGUGAUCAGGAUUCGCAUGCAUGUCUGGAUUUCAAUCGAGCCGAUGCCACGGAAGUAUGGAUUGAUGUUGGUGUAGCAAGAGAAGGAAUGGGGUCAGAUGUCGAAAUGCCGACCGGUAACGAUGGAAGACCAGGAGAUCCACAGAAGGCAAUUCGCAACCGCGACUUCGCGUGUGUUUUCCAGAUGCAACAAAACGGUCAGGAUGAGGGAACGAGCAUAUCAGACAUCAUCCUUAGCAUGGGCGAUGUGACCGGUUCGCCCAACUUCUGGAACGCUACCUAUCGCGAUGGACAACCGCAGAGCACGAUCGAUGCUGAACAGCCCAAACCCCUCGAGACCGGACCGUUGAUGUUCACCUUUCCUGGCACAGCGAAUUUGACUGGAUUGAAUUCCGAUGCAACUAUGAAGACAUACUUGGAACAUGCACUACACGAUCCAAAUACUCAGUAUUGGGGCGAUGCGUCUUCACUCAAGGCUAUGCCAGAAGCAGAAGAUCUCAUCGAAGCAACAUGGACCACCAGCCCCAACAUGGAUACAAGCAACGUCGAACCACUAUCGAUGGUGCUAACUUGUUUCGUUUGUCUCGAGCCUUACGAGAUUGAUUCUGACAACGAUUCCCCGUCACCAGCUUCAUACUGUAACAAUUGGGCCAACAUGGAAGACGAGGUCUACAGCGAGAACACCAAAGAUAACAUAACCGAAACCACGAACGAAGAAAACCUUUAUUCACGGGACAACACGACCGCCAGCAUCGAAAUAGCCAUGUUGUACCCCUCCUUCUUUGAUAGCCCUGCAGAUAUUGGACUCGACAUGUGGUUCCACAAACAACCCGACACAAUGCUCUUCGCAUGUGCUCUAGCCCUCACAUCGGGUAUACUACCAGCGUCGUCGACAUCAUAUAGUGACAUUCAGGAACAUACAGCGUAUAGUCAGGUCUUCUUCGCGACACAGCCCAAAGGCAAGCAUACGCGCGAAUAA
Molecule: messenger RNA, 1227 nt
Organism: Alternaria arborescens
Lineage: Eukaryota; Fungi; Ascomycota; Dothideomycetes; Pleosporales; Pleosporaceae
Exons: 1
Coding region: 1-1227 (408 amino acids)
Source: RefSeq, a predicted model, not a curated record